Messenger RNA from Aspergillus aculeatinus CBS 121060, 1215 nucleotides. RefSeq names its product chitin synthase export chaperone. Gene Ontology annotation, biological process: protein folding. The record is from RefSeq and is a predicted model, not a curated record. Lineage: Eukaryota; Fungi; Ascomycota; Eurotiomycetes; Eurotiales; Aspergillaceae. The transcript is spliced from 3 exons. Bases 84 to 1079 code for a protein of 331 amino acids. Gene Ontology annotation, cellular component: endoplasmic reticulum membrane.
AAACGAACCUCUUCUGACCAGGCGAUCGCCGGUGACAUUAUCCUCCUCGUCGCUUCUUGUUCAAGGAACUUUUCGAAGACAAAAUGGGGUUCGGCGACUUCGAUUCAAUUUGUGAGAAGGCACCAUUGCCUCUGUGCUCCUUGGUGGGCCCUCCAUCCUCGAUAUCCGGCUUAACAGGCAUCAUUCCCAACUGCUAUGCGCGCAACAUCGAAUUGGCCAAUACCAUCAUUUUUGAGGGCGCCGCUUCUUUUGUCCAUAUUAUCGCCCUUGGUAUGACGGUGAUCAUGAUCCUGCACAUUCGGUCGAAGUUCACUGCUGUCGGCCGCAAGGAAAUCUUGACCUUCUUCUACAUCUACCUGCUCUUGACUAUGUGUUCUUUGAUUCUGGAUGCAGGCGUGACCCCCCCAGGAAGUAGCUCGUUUCCUUACUUUACUGCUGUGCAAAAUGGCCUGGCCUCGGCACUCUGUACUUCGUUGCUCAUCAACGGCUUUGUAGGGUUCCAGCUCUAUGAAGAUGGCACCACUCUAUCUGUCUGGCUCGUGCGACUCAGUUCGGCGGCCAUGUUUGUCGUCUCCUUCCUUGUCUCCCUCGCGACCUUCAAGUCGUGGGGCAGCCUCGGUCCUACUAACACCAUCGGCAUGUUUGUUGUGCUGUACCUUGUGAAUGCCAUCUUCAUCGUGAUUUACCUGGUCAUGCAGCUACUGCUUGUCCUCAACACUCUCGAGGACCGCUGGCCGUUGGGCCAUAUUGCUUUCGGCCUUGUGGUUUUCAUAUGCGGGCAGGUCCUUCUUUAUGCGUUCAGCGAUGCGAUAUGCGACAAUGUACAGCACUAUAUGGACGGACUCUUCUUCGCAACCCUUUGCAAUCUCUUAGCAGUCAUGAUGGUGUACAAGUUCUGGGACUAUAUCACGAAAGAGGACCUCGAGUUCUCUGUUGGAAUCAAGCCCAACACAUGGGAGGUCAAGGAGCUCCUUCCCGAGGAGGAUCGCCGGCAGACGAUCUACGCCGAUGCUGAUUCGGAAUAUGCGGGGAGCAUGUACCAUCACCGAGCAUCAACCUAUCACGGCCACAAUUAUUAAACUGCCAAGCGUGUUGGACUCUAGCAUCUACUCGGACUUUAACACAGUACCUGGCACUUUCUUAUCCAUUCCACCCACAAACGGCCCCUUUCCUCGGCAGACUGGGGGCCGAAUUAAUGGGGGCGGCUCCGAGUCU